GUGACGCACGGUCUGGCCGGGCGAGCCGGGGAGAAGGCGGGGACCCAGGAGGAGGAGGAGGAGGAGAGGCCUGAGGAAUAAAUCCCUAUCCUGAGGCGCUGGAGUCUUUGGCGCCUCCCUCCCUCUCAUUUUAUCCCCCACUCCAGGCUUGCUUGUUCCCCCAUCCACCUCUUCCCCUCCCGGUAUCUCCUCUCGCUCUCCCAGCUCCGGCGGUUGGGGGUCGUUGAGCCGGCUGGGCCGGAGCAGCUGGAGCAUUGGAGGAGUCACCCCGGCCAUCGGGUACAACAAUUCACCCCCUGAAGCCUUAUAGGGAAGAAAAUCCAUGAAAGAACAACCAAGGCAGCUGACAAUGAUAGAAAGAAAAUAAAGAUUCCAAGCAGAAGAGUUUCCAAGUGGACCUUUCAGCUAAGAAGAAAAAUAAGUUUAUCAGGAGAAUAUCAUUCUUGUCUACAGUCCCUCCCGAAAGCAAGAAGAGUUUAGUUCUAUUCCUACCUAGUCAUCAUCUCUGCUUUUAGGCAACUACAUUUUAAGGAAAAAGCUUACUCAGCUUACCCAACACAUCCUACUUCCUCAGGUUCCUACCACCAGAGUUCAGUGUUGGAGGAAAGAAAAUUACCAACACCCACCCCUCAGAGUGCAGGGAAAACUAUCCCCCACAUACCUCCUCUAACUGGCCCACCCCUUUCCUCCAGAAUCCAGUUACAGAAAACGUUUCCUGGUAUUCCACCCAUCCCUUUCCAGCUAUGUAUGGAGCAGGGAAGCCCUAUAAAUGCACUGAGUGUAACAAGAGCUUCCGCUACAGUUCAGUGCUGCACCUCCACCAGCGUACACAUGCUGGGGAUUGCUGCUACCGAUGCCUAGAGUGUGGUGAGGGUUUUGCACAGAAUGCAGAGCUUAGGGCGCACCAGCGUACACAUGCUGGAGAGACUCUUUACAUCUGCAAUGAGUGUGGCAAGAGCUUCCAUCAGAGUGUCUAUCUAGAUUUACACCAGAGUACUCAUACUAGAGGCAGGCCCUGCAAAUGCCAUGCGUGUGGGAAACGCUUUCCCUAUCGUUCCGUCCUGUAUUGUCACCAGCGACAUCACCCUCGUGAAAGGCCUUACCGAUGCCCUGUGUGUGGAAAAAGCUUUCGUCAGAGUGCCUAUGUCUUCCACUAUGAAAGGACCCAUAGUGGUUCUAGUGCUUUCACUGAAGGUGAGCUCCCUAAAGGCCCAGAGGCCACUGGAGAUAGGUUUAUUAUUCAUACAGGGCCUAUCCUGCCUGCCCCAUUGCACCCUGAGGAAAAAUCCUAUCAGUGUGGUGCUUGCCAUCGGGACUUCCGAAGUAGCUCAGGUCUGCUGAAACAUCGUCGUGUCCAUGAGGCUGGAAAGCCCUGUAAGUGCAGUCAGUGUGGAAGGAUCUUCAACAAUGGGGAACAGCUCUCUGUACACCAGAAGCAAAGCCACAGUCAGAGACAUAGUGGAGCCAAGCUGGAGGAAGCCCACAAGUGCCUCGUAUGUGGGGAAGUCUUUAGGCAGGUGUCAGAGCUCCAGGCCCACCAGGAGACACAUGGGAUGACCCGACUGCACCGGUGCAAUGUAUGUGGAAAGAGCUUUAGUAAAAGCUCAACCCUGACACGACACCAGCAGACACACACAGGGGAAAAGCCAUUCAAGUGCCCCGAGUGUGGAAAGUGCUUCACAGAGAGUGCCACCCUGGUACGACACCACCGAAUUCACACAGGGGAGAAACCUUAUGCCUGCCCAGACUGUGGACGGAAGUUUAGUGAAAGUUCCACACUAAUGAGGCACCGGAGAAGCCAUAAGGGGGAGAAGCCACACCAGUGUACCACCUGUGGCAAGAGUUUUGGGCAACGGUCAGACCUGAUUGUUCACCAAAGGAUUCAUACUGGGGAAAAGCCCUUUCCUUGCCAAGAGUGUGGCCGACGGUUCAGUGAUCGCUCAGACCUCACAAAGCACAAGCGUACCCACACAGGUGAAAAGCCGUACCGGUGUGAAGAGUGUGGCAAGUUUUUCACAUGUAUCUCCAACUUAAAUGUUCAUAAGAGGAACCAUGCUGGUGACAAGCCCCACAAGUGCCCUGAAUGUGGCAAGUGUUUCAGCGUUGGCUCCAAACUGGCACUGCACCGCAAGACCCACCAGGGUGAACGCCCCUCAGAGUGUGCUGAGUGUGGAAAGUGCUUUAGCCACAGCCGAUCACUGUCACAGCACCAGAGGGCCCAUGCCCGUGCCAGAGCAGCUGCAGGAGCUACUGCAGGUGGGUUGGUUGGGAUGGCACCUACCCUGAUCUUUUCAGUAGGCUCUGGCCAAGAGAAGUCAGGCCUGAGGGUAACAGGAGUAGGAGAGAGGUACUGAGGCUCCUCGCUAACCUCCCAAAAGGAAGUGUGGGGAAAAGUUCUGACUAAAUAAUGGGAAUAGAUAGUAAAGGCUUUCUCUGCCUUCUCCUGUCCUUCCUCUGUAUAUCUUCUUUGACCACAUUCUCAGUCUCUUUCCUCAGUUGCUGUGAGUCUUCCUUUUUAGUUUUCUGUAUCCCAAUGUUGUCUUAUUUGUCACCUUUCUUUUUCUGCAUAUGUACUUUUCCUCUUCUAGUCUCUUUACUUCCUCAUAUUCCUAUCUGCCUUAUCUCUCUGUAGUGGAUGUAGUAGAAGUUAGGUUGAAUUAACCCUCUCUGCCUGGAUGGGACAGUGUUUUUCAUCUUGGUUUGUUCCCUCUUUGUCUAUACCUCAUCUCCAUCUUCUGUCUGCAUCUUUCUGUUUAUUUCCUUCUGUCUUUUCCCACCUCUCAGUAUUCCUAUGUCUCUAUCCUUGAUGCCUGGUUUUCUUUUGUUUUCUGUCCUUUUUCAUCCCACUUCUUUAUUUCUCUUGUCUUUGCUCUCUUUCCUUUUUCUCUAUUUUCAUGUAUAUUGGUCUCUCCAUUUCUGUGGGGCUAAUGGAAAGAGAAAACUGAGAAUGAGGUGUAGGUGAAAUACAAGGAAUGAGAAGGGUAGGUGUGAAAGUAUAAAAGAUCUGGAAAGAGACCCCCAAAAUAGUGUCACAUGGCAAAAUAGUACAAAAAUUGUGCAUGUCAGAAAUAGCCUUAUGCCAGUGAAACUGAAGGGAAGAGAUAAAGGGUAUGCAUGAGGUUCCUUGCAAACAAUCCUCCUGAGCCAUCCCCAUCAAGAAUCCUGGUUCAGUCAAAAUACUAUAUAUUGGCAGACUCAACUCCUGUGCUCCCAAGAUUAUGAUAGCUGGGGUCCCUCAUUGAGAGGAAGGUGGAUAAGCCAAGAACUUAUCGUAUGUUUCAUUUAUCUGACUUUCCACUGAAGCAUGGAAGCGUUUGUAAUUUUCAAGGCUAAUUUGAUGGCAUCGUGGCAGCCACAGUCUUUUUUCUUAAUGAGACUAAAGAGGAUGGAGGGACAAGAAUGGAGAAAACCAGAAGAAACCUCUAGACAUCCCUUUCUCCUUGUAAGUGGUCAUUAGAAUAAAGGUUGGUUUUUGUUGUUUCUGA
Trichosurus vulpecula (common brushtail) is the source of this 3485-nucleotide messenger RNA. It is a transcript of the gene ZNF672, whose product is annotated as zinc finger protein 672. The record is from RefSeq and is a predicted model, not a curated record. The coding region runs from base 744 to 2354 and encodes 536 amino acids. The transcript has 2 exons. NCBI's taxonomy places the organism in Eukaryota, Metazoa, Chordata, Mammalia, Diprotodontia, Phalangeridae.